AUGUCGUCGACCGUGCGGCUGGGAAGUCUGCGACUGAGCCAUCCCAAGAAUCAGCUGCACAUCGAAUCCACCACCUAUGUUACAACACGUUCAUCACAAGACUCGUCUGAGUCAGACCUACGCGCUAACAGCUCGGCUCAACUGACCUCAGGAUCCGCGUGGCUCUGGAGGCAAUUGGGACUUGAAGCCACUCUACCAAUACUCCCAUCACAACAUGAACCGGACCCUGGUGGGGCCAGCGACAUCAUCAUCAAACUCGCUCAUUCUAGCUACAAUGAUUCUCCACAAACACAAUUGCCUCACUCUUUAUCAGCCAAAGACGUCAAACCACCUGACGGUGUUCAUGUCAUUGGCCUGGAAGUCGUGAGAUUCCUAAUUCACGUAUCAUCGACUAAGCAGCAGUCCCUUAAGCGGAAACGAGGCGUUGAAGAGCUUGGAUUUGACCAGUCGUAUGAUCAUAAUGGGGAUUAUUCUGGCCUCGGCCGAAUCAUAGCUGCAAAAGGUGAAGAGGCGGACGUUCUCAUGUUACACGGCUUGGAAGAUCCUUGUUUACUGGGCGAGGCUGGAAGACUCUUCACAGGGUUAGCUAACCCAUCUUGUGUCGACCUACCGGUACGGUGGCCAUCUUUCAGCCCCAGUAAAUUCCACAACGUUGAGCCGCUACCCACGGAUGACCGAAUAGGGAAUCAACGUGCGGAGCAGCACGAGCAGGAUGCAUGUGACAUCGGCCGCUUACUGGAGCUGAUAGAUGCCGUUCUACGUUUGACAAUCUGCGACAAGCGCUCCAAAAUCCCUCAACUUGUUUCAGGCCUCCAAAUUCACCAGGAUGACUUCUCAACCAAGCUCUCAACUGCUGCUCCAAGCAUAUGGAGUCCUGGAUACCUCAAGGCUGUUUCGGCACAGGCUGUAUUUCUGCCCACGAUCGCUCACGCACUAUCGACCUCACUUCUGUCCAAUGCAAGGUCAGAAACUUUGAAGCAGAAAAUAGAGAAGCUGAUUAAACAAGAUAUACAUGUGAACAACUCUGGACAAAAGUCAAUGAAACCAAUUCCGAAGGCUGCCUACAAGACGGUAUCCGUGGGGCUCUGGACCAUUUUGCAACAGCAACUGUUCGACCCUACGUCUACAAAGCACCUCAAGGCACUCAACUCGAAGGGCACUGAUUUCGAAGUCAUGGAAAAGAACGAAGACGGUAUGCUUGAAUCAGAAUGCACUUUCGAGGACGAAGAUAUGCUGUAUUGGCAAGCCACACCACAAUCGGAAUUUUCAGACGAUACACUCCUUUGGGAACACGAAGAUGAAGAAUUUGAUAACGAAGGUGACGACGACUUGGAACUUCUUCAUGAAUUCGAUCACCCCAAAAAAGGCUUUGCAUCACUUAUAUUUAAUACCACCAAAGUCGAGCCAGAUUCCAGGUCAGACAGCAUCCUGAGUAGUUGUAUGGACACUGAAGAAGAAGAGAAUCAGCCGACAAAUACGACAUUCCGUCUGGAUGAUAACUCGACCAAUUUACCGCUCGAGGAAGGCAUGUGGCUUGGUGGGCUUGGUGGGCUUGGUAAAAGUCAAACCCAAAACAAUGAAUGCUUGGUUGCGGAUGCAGAUAUAUUGUUUAAUAUCGAUACCUGAAACAUUAAGACUGGAGUCCUUGUAAUGGUGAUUGAUGGGUGGGAGGCGUUUGGCGCGUGGCUGCGGAGAUCGGGGGGCUUUGUCCUUUGGGAAUUAGGCGCGCAUGUGGCAGAUGGCGCAUGUGGCAGAGGAUCAAAGCAUAAAUAUACUUACAACAAAAACCCGGUCAUUGUGUUACCAGUGGCAGAACAAGGGUGAGCGAGAUGAAGUCGGAGUCCGCGAAGCCACGAUCGCCAUACUUACAUGGCGCUACAUGUAUGUACUGUGGGCGUCCUGUGUCGAUUGCGCCUUGGACAGAAACCAAUCGGAAGGCCAAGGUCGUGGCCCAGACAUUCAGAUGUCUUCGGAAUGAGACGUCAAGAGGUGCACCGUCG
This is a messenger RNA of Aplosporella prunicola CBS 121167, 2000 nucleotides long. RefSeq lists its product as uncharacterized. Lineage: Eukaryota; Fungi; Ascomycota; Dothideomycetes; Botryosphaeriales; Aplosporellaceae. The transcript is spliced from 3 exons. Bases 1 to 1626 code for a protein of 541 amino acids. The record is from RefSeq and is a predicted model, not a curated record.